Messenger RNA from Cucumis melo (muskmelon), 987 nucleotides. RefSeq names its product peroxidase 5-like. Gene Ontology annotation, biological process: response to oxidative stress; hydrogen peroxide catabolic process. The record is from RefSeq and is a predicted model, not a curated record. The transcript is spliced from 2 exons. The coding region runs from base 1 to 987 and encodes 328 amino acids. Gene Ontology annotation, cellular component: plasmodesma; plant-type cell wall. Lineage: Eukaryota; Viridiplantae; Streptophyta; Magnoliopsida; Cucurbitales; Cucurbitaceae. Gene Ontology annotation, molecular function: heme binding; peroxidase activity.
AUGGAAAAGGGUUACUUUUGGUGGAGCAUUUUUGGGUUAAUUGCCCUAUUUGGAGUCACAAAAGGAGAUGAUGAAGGAUUACGUGUGGGGUUUUAUAGUAAAACAUGCCCUUCUGCAGAGCGAAUUGUGAGAAAUUCUGUUGCUAAAGCUGUGGCUAAAGAUCCUGGCCAAGCUGCUGGCAUUAUUCGAUUGUAUUUCCAUGAUUGCAUUGUUGGGGGCUGCGAUGGUUCCAUUCUUCUAGAUUCAAUCCCAGGCAUUACCAGCUCCUUCGACAUAGAACGGCAUAGUCCAGGCAACCCUUUACUCCGCGGAUUCGAAAUCAUCGAUGAUGCUAAAUCCAAGCUUGAAUCUCGAUGUGCUGAAACAGUAUCUUGUUCCGACAUCUUAGCCUUCGCUGCCCGUGACAGCGUCCUCGCCACCGGAGGCUUCUCUUACGCUGUCCCUGCUGGGCGUCGUGAUGGUCGAGUCUCCAAUGGCUCUGCCGUGUUCAUGGACGUUCCUCCUAUAACACCUAACAUGGCUCGCCUCAAACAACACUUUGAAUCAAGAGGAUUAUCCUUAAAAGACAUGGUGGCUCUGUCUGGGGCACACUCCAUUGGUAUUACGCCGUGUGGGGCAUUCUCUAGCCGCCUUUAUUUUUUCAAUGGGACGGUCGAGACGGAUCCGUCGCUGGAUCCGAAAUUUGCAGCGUUUUUGAAAACCCAAUGUCCUAAAGGGAAAUUUGAUGGGACAGCGGAUUUGGACAAUGUGACGCCGAAUUUGCUUGAUGUUCAGUUUUAUGAGAAUUUGAGGAGGAAGAUGGGGGUUUUGAGCUCUGAUCAGGCGAUGGAAGAUGACCCAUUGACGGCAGCGACGGUGAGACAGUAUCGGAGUAGUCGGAGCCUCUGGAAGGCGGAUUUCACGGCGGCGAUGGUGAAGGUGGGGAAUAUGAAGGUUUUGACUGGAAGCCAAGGGGAGAUUAGAAAGAACUGUAGUGCUUUGAAUUAG